AUGGUCCUCGAAAAGGGAAACAAGAUCUUCAUCCCCGCUGACCAGCUUACAACCACAGAGGUUAAGAUAGAAUGGACCUUGCACUUCUCCGAUCGCACAGCACAGUACUACGCAGUUCCUUUCUUCAACAAAGAUCAAGGCAAUGAAGAGAGCGUCAUAUUUAUACAGACGACGUAUCUCGACUCUCUCAGGAGCAAGAGUGUGCCGGGAGAUGAUCUGACGGUCGUUGUUGAUAAUUCCUUUCAAUACAGUCUGAACCACGAGAAGACUAAGCGCUGGUUGGUCUACCAUGAUAAGAGGAACAACGUCCCACAGGCAAGUCAAGAGAUUCGUGCUGUUGUAGAGAAGUUGGAAUACUGA
This is a messenger RNA of Fusarium subglutinans, 360 nucleotides long. RefSeq lists its product as uncharacterized. Bases 1 to 360 code for a protein of 119 amino acids. The record is from RefSeq and is a predicted model, not a curated record. Lineage: Eukaryota; Fungi; Ascomycota; Sordariomycetes; Hypocreales; Nectriaceae. The transcript is spliced from 2 exons.